CUCUGUCUCUGUCUCUAACUGGCCAUUUAUCAAUCACUAAAGCUCUUAUUUUCCAUGCUUUCAGGGCUUGCCCCAGAAUUUAAUCUUUUGUCUCAGAAAAUUGAGAUUUGUCUGUUCUGAUUAAUUAGCUCUCAAGCAAUAAUCUUGAUUUAUUCUCGGCCAGAAAAAAGAAAUCAGAGAGACCCAUUGACCCAUCUCACCCUGAAUCGAGCUGCCUUGUAGUAUUAAAGCUCAUCCAUCUUUAGUUCUUAAUUUACUUUCAAUCUAUCUACUCCCUGCAACAUGGAACCCACCAACCCUUCCAUGAAUUCCGGCGACGCACGCAUCGACGUCGAGUUUCCAAGUCGACAUGUAUCAUUUUCCGACCAACCCAACAAACCAGAUACGGCGCCGGCCACUGUUCCAUUGCUCCCACAGCCGGCCUAUGCCCGAUCAAAAUCAUCUAUCUACGAUGAGUUACGGAAUUUUCGAAUAAGCCUCAAGUGGUGUGCUCUCGAUCACUCUUCAUGCACCGGCAAGUUUGUCUCCUACCUUGCUUUCGUUCUGCUCACUGUCAUAAUCCCCAUUGCCAGCUCUCUAUCCGUGCGCUUACCGCCCACUGCAUCCGCCGACGACCCAAUUUCCUUCAACAAGCUGGUGCAAUUCCCGGAGUCCGGCCACGCUGCCAUUGCCUUCUUCACACUAUCCGGCUUCUUCCGGCGAUAUGGUCUCCGGCAACUCCUGUUUCUUGACGCGAUGCAGGAUGAUUCUCCAUUUGUCCGACGUGGGUAUGCACGGGAGCUGGACAAGGCCUUCCGGCACCUGGCCUUCAUCCUCUUGCCUUCGUUCUUCGUCGAGUUCUUCCACAAGAUAAUAUUCUUCUCGACGGUGACCGUGUCAAUCCCAUACAUCAGCGCUUCAGUCCCUUCAAAUUCGAUCAUGUUCAUCGCAGUUUUGGCCUCGUGGGUGUACCGGACGGGCGUGUUCUUGCUGGUCUGCGUGUUGUUCCGACUGACCUGCGAGCUUCAGAUACUUAGAUUUGAAGGGUUUCACAAGCUGCUGGAGGGGUGUGGGUCAGAGUCAGACUCCUGUGUCAUAUUCCGGGAACACAUGAGGAUCAGAAAACAGUUAUCAGUAACCAGCCACAGGUACCGUUCCUUCAUCAUCGGCUGUCUGGUAACAAUCACGGUUAGUCAAUUGGGAGCUCUGAUGCUGGCGUUGGCUUCAAAAUCUGAGAAGAGUUUCUUCAAUUCAGGUGAUGUUGUGGUGUGCUCAGCAGUGCAGCUAAGUGGUUUCUUCUUGUGCCUACUUGGAGCAGCAAGAAUCACUCAUAGAGCACAGGGGAUUGUAAGCAUUGCAACAAGAUGGCACAUAGUGGUGACAUGUGCUUCUUGUAAUGCUGCUGAAUCAGAAGCAUGGAAGAACCUACUGCCAAUUGCCAAUGCAGACCCCAGUGACGACCAUUCAUCACACACUCUUGCCUCAAUCCCCUCCUCCCAAGACACAUCCUCUUUUCAGACCAGGCAGGCUUUAGUGACAUAUUUGCAACACAACAAUGGUGGGAUCACAUUGUUUGGAUUUGCACUUGACCGUGGAUUACUUCAUACACUGUUUGCUUUUGAAUUUUCUCUAGUAUUAUGGAUAUUAAGUAAAGCUGUCGUUCUCUCCUAAGAAAAAUUCUUUUUAUGGAAGAUGGGUGAAAGAUGCUACUCUUUUGACUACACUUAAUUAUAUUGAAGGAUAGUUACUCAACCUUGUUUUGAGUUGGUUAUUAAUUUUUCUACGGGCUUUCACCUUUUUUA
Molecule: messenger RNA, 1781 nt
Organism: Nelumbo nucifera (sacred lotus)
Lineage: Eukaryota; Viridiplantae; Streptophyta; Magnoliopsida; Proteales; Nelumbonaceae
Product: Ras guanine nucleotide exchange factor K
Source: RefSeq, a predicted model, not a curated record